Messenger RNA from Brenthis ino (lesser marbled fritillary), 606 nucleotides. NCBI's taxonomy places the organism in Eukaryota, Metazoa, Arthropoda, Insecta, Lepidoptera, Nymphalidae. The record is from the annotation of a GenBank genome assembly.
AUGGCUGCGGUUUUUGAUUCUCCUUUCAGUCGACGUUUGCAUCGUCUACGGCAUCGAGAUUUUGAUUUGGAUGAAGAUCAAAGAUUUGGUAGAUGUGAUUGUACAAGUUAUUCCUACUUUGUACUUUCAAUGGUCUUAUUUUCUGUGGGAACAGUUAUAACAGUACUAGCUCUAGGUGACGCUGACGGCUAUAUUCUUAGUAAUUUAGGACACAUGUGGCUGGUGGGACCCAUAUUUAUAUGUUCUGGGAUGAUGGUAGCUGUUAAAAGUAUGUUGUAUUUGCGUAGGAAAAGUGUUAUACAAAUGCUUCUCCACCAACGUGCGAUUAUCAGGGAUAUGGCCAGUGUUCAAGCAGAGCAAGCAUAUACUGGUCAAGUGCCUCGAACAGCUUCAAGUGCUACAUUACCUCCAUCUUAUGAUGCUCUUAUAUCUAAUGCUUCAGUAAGUAAACCACAGGCUUCAAGUUCAGAUCUGCCACCACCUACUUAUGAUGAAGCUAUGUAUUUAAUUGAUGAAGAAAAAUAUCACAUAGAAAAUAAAAAUGCCAAUGCUGCAAAGCAAGAAACUAGCAAUCUAACUAAUUCAAAUAAUGAUGUCAACAAACCG